Molecule: messenger RNA, 511 nt
Organism: Apodemus sylvaticus (European woodmouse)
Lineage: Eukaryota; Metazoa; Chordata; Mammalia; Rodentia; Muridae
Product: translation machinery-associated protein 7
Exons: 1
Coding region: 41-235 (64 amino acids)
Source: RefSeq, a predicted model, not a curated record
UAAAAAAACGGUUGUUCCGGGUGAAGGGGCUGGAGGCGCCAUGUCGGGCCGGGAAGGUGGCAAGAAGAAGCCCCUGAAACAGCCCAAGAAGCAGGCCAAGGAGAUGGACGAGGAAGAUAAGGCUUUCAAGCAGAAACAGAAGGAGGAACAGAAGAAACUCGAGGAGCUAAAAGCCAAGACCGCGGGGAAAGGCCCCCUGGCCACAGGUGGAAUUAAGAAAUCUGGCAAAAAGUAAGCUGUUCCUCACAUCUGAGGUGAUGGUGACCCUCCUCUUCCAUUCCUAUUUAAACAUCUGGAUUCCCUGCCAUAAAUAACAUCUUUGCCACUACAGCUAAAAUGAAGUGUUAUCCUGUAAUCUGUCCAACAUCUGGAUCCCCUGUCAUAACAUCUUUGCCACCUAAUAGCUAGAAUGAAGUGCUAUCCUGGAGCCUGUUGUUGUACAUUGUAAUAAACUUUUGUAUAAAAAAACAAAACAAUGAAUAAAGUGAAUGAAUAAUGCAAAAAAAAACAA